Molecule: messenger RNA, 1498 nt
Organism: Cucurbita moschata (crookneck pumpkin)
Lineage: Eukaryota; Viridiplantae; Streptophyta; Magnoliopsida; Cucurbitales; Cucurbitaceae
Product: geranylgeranyl transferase type-1 subunit beta
Exons: 11
Coding region: 88-1167 (359 amino acids)
Biological process (GO): protein geranylgeranylation
Cellular component (GO): CAAX-protein geranylgeranyltransferase complex
Molecular function (GO): CAAX-protein geranylgeranyltransferase activity
Source: RefSeq, a predicted model, not a curated record
UACAAUUUGCAAAAAAUGCGAGAAAUAAAAUGGCGAAGAGCCGAGAGCCAAAGACAAGUCCUUCAAGUCAUCUAGAAAGGUGUCACCAUGGAUUCAGAGUCGAACCUGUUAGAAGAAUCAUCCGCUUCUUCUUCUUCUGGUUUCGAUAGAGAUCGCCAUGUGACGUUCUUGGAGUUGAUGUACCAGUUGUUACCUAUUCAGUAUCAGACUCAAGAGAUUAACCACCUUACACUUGCUUACUUCGUGAUCUCCAGCCUUGACCUUCUUGGCGCCAUGGAUCGUGUCGACAAGGACAUCAUUGCUAGUUGGGUCUUGUCCUUUCAGGCACUUCCUACAAAGAAGGCCGAAAAAACUAAUGGAGAAUUUUAUGGAUUCUGUGGAUCAAGAAGUUCUCAGUUUCCUCCAGAUGAGGAUGGGGAUUUAAUUCACAACGGUAGUCACUUGGCAAGCACAUACUGUGCCCUUGCAAUACUGAAGGUCAUUGGUUAUGACUUCUCCAAUAUUGACUCUGAAUCAAUUGCAAUCUCAAUGAGAAACCUUCAGCAAUCUGAUGGAAGCUUUGUGCCUGUCCAUAUUGGAGCAGAGGCUGACCUUCGGUUCGUCUAUUGUGCUGCUGCCAUCUGUAAUAUGCUUGAGAAUUGGAGCGGCAUGGACAGACAGAAAAGUAAAACCUACAUAUUGAACUGCCAGUCAUAUGAUGGUGGCUUUGGGUUAACUCCUGGUUCAGAAUCUCAUGGCGGUGGAACGUAUUGUGCUAUUGCAUCUCUCCGUUUAAUGGGUUUCAUUGAAGAUGAUCUUCUCUCUAGAGAUAAUUCUUCUUCCAUAAUAAACGCCCCGUUGUUGCUGGAGUGGUGCUUGCAGAAACAGGCAGCUGAUGGAGGAUUUCAAGGUCGACCUAACAAGCCUGCUGACACUUGUUAUGCAUUUUGGAUUGGAUCUACCUUGAGGAUUUUAGGAGGCUUCGAUCUCAUUAAUAAGAAGGCUUUGAAGGGAUUUCUGCUGACGUGCCAAUUUAAGUAUGGUGGUUUCAGCAAGUUUCCAAGGGACUUUCCUGAUUUAUACCACACCUACUAUGGAUUUACUGCAUUUAGCCUCUUGGAAGAACCCAACAUCAACUCUCUGUUUGUUGAACUGGGAAUAACAGAAGCUUCUGCCUGGAGGAUUUAACGUGAUAAUGUCGAUUAACAUGGUACGAAUCAUCUUCACUGCUACACCAAAUCGGGUAUCAUUUAUUUGCCCCUUUCUAAAUCCUUCACUUGGUCUACACAACUUAUCACAACGACAUUGAUCAUAGCUGUUCACAAGUCUAGAUGGAGCUUCAUCAGACUCCUGUUUUGUAGUUUAAUAUUUCAAGUGUUAAACACAAGAUCUGGUUUUGAUGCUCUGUUUCUUUAAGUUAAAGUAAACACAUUUAGUUUCCACAGCAAUUUAUCAGUAACAUUUUGUUCAUUCUUCUGGAUUUGCUGACAUAAAUCUGUGGGCAUAGUGCAUGAACAUA